AUGGCAAGUCCAGGGAGUGUUGUAGAGAUUGACAAGCAUACAGUUCCAUUCAAAAUAAAUGGGAAGUCAUUUCAGAAGGAGUGCUUCAGAAGGGCUUUUGUUUGUUUCAAGGCUUGCUGGCAGGGGUUUCUAGAUGGUUGCAGGCCCUAUUUGGCUGUAGAUGCUACACAUUUGACUGGAAGAUGGAUAGGACAGUUAGUAGCAGCUUCUGCAGUUGAUGGACACAACUGGCUAUUCCCAGUUGCAUUUGGUGUGGUGGAGGCAGAGUCUGAGGAAAGUUGGGUCUGGUUUCUGCAGCAGUUGCGCAACAUUAUAGGCACACCCCCAGGUUUAGCUAUACACACAGAUGCUUGCAAGGGUUUAGAGAGUGCAGUGGAAAUUGUAUUCCCUAGAGUGGAGCAUAGGGAAUGUAUGCGACACCUAGCGCAUAAUUUCAAAAAGAAGUUCAAAGGUAAAGUUUAUGAUGAGAACUUAUGGCCAGCAUCAUACACAUGCAGCAAAAGGAAGCAUGAACACCAUUUGAGAGUGUUGUAUGCUCAAAAUCCUCUUGUGAAGGAGUACAUGGAUGCACAUCAUGGUAAGGUGUGGUCAAGAAGCCAAUUCAACGAAAUCUGCAAAGUAGAUUAUGUGACCAGUAACCUUGCAGAAUGCUUCAAUUCAAAGUUCAAGUCAGUGAAAGGGCUCUUGUUGUGGCAAGCAUUUGACAAGAUGAGGCAAAUGAUCAUGAUAAAGAUGGCUCUUCGCAAAAGAAUUGCAGAAACACAAUAUGUUGGUCAUCAAAUGCUCCCAUCACUGAUUAAGGCAUUGCACUUGAAGGCAAGAGGACUGAAGAUGAAAUGUAUUCGAUCUGGUACAUAUGAGGGAGAGGUUACAUAUACUGACACUAAAAAAGGGUAUGGAGGUAUCCUGUGA
Molecule: messenger RNA, 912 nt
Organism: Aegilops tauschii subsp. strangulata
Lineage: Eukaryota; Viridiplantae; Streptophyta; Magnoliopsida; Poales; Poaceae
Source: RefSeq, a predicted model, not a curated record